Molecule: messenger RNA, 3790 nt
Organism: Numida meleagris (helmeted guineafowl)
Lineage: Eukaryota; Metazoa; Chordata; Aves; Galliformes; Numididae
Exons: 15
Coding region: 1-3108 (1035 amino acids)
Biological process (GO): cell surface receptor protein tyrosine kinase signaling pathway; innate immune response; protein phosphorylation
Cellular component (GO): extrinsic component of cytoplasmic side of plasma membrane
Molecular function (GO): signaling receptor binding; non-membrane spanning protein tyrosine kinase activity; ATP binding
Source: RefSeq, a predicted model, not a curated record
AUGAUUAUUGAAGGUGACCUCAUUUUUCAUAAGCUGUAUUGCUAUGACCUCUACAUCCCAUCUGCACCUGCACCACGGAACAAGGAGCAGACAGAUGUUGACAGCUUCAUUAAUGAGAAGAUUGUUGAAGUCCUGGAGAAAGAUGGUUACUGCUGUUACCAUGGCUGCAGGAAUUUUGUUGGUGGAGAUACCAUCAUACAGGCCAUACAGAAACCCAUGAAGAUUAUCCCUGUUACACUUAUACCUGUCUACAAAGACCAGUACUCUCUAACUCUUUUAGACAUGCUUGUAACUGCAGAUAAACUGAGGAGGAUCAUACUGCUGUUGUUUGAUGCCACCCAAAUUAAGCCCGAUCUAUGGCAAUGUUGUUUUUCAGUAGAAGCAAAAGACCCCAAACUUUUGGAUAAAAUAAAGAAAACUAUAGAUCGUCGUAGAAAACGGUCAUCACGGAGAACGAAACAAAUAGUGUCAAGAGAAAUAGACACAGAUUCUACAUCACUCUUGUCAUCCUCCAUUAGCAGAGACUCUCUCACUUCUACCCUCAAUGAGAUAUCCUGGCUCCUCUGCCAUGCAUUAACAGAGCACUUCUCUGUCACAGGGGCAGUAAGAGAAUGCCUGGAUCUGCUCCGGAGCCUGUGGGAUUGGUGCAUGCAAACUGCCACUGAGGAGAAGAAGAGUUUGGCAACGAUCAUCCUUAAUCACUCUUUCCAAAAGCUGCUUUACCACUCUCUGAGCGAAGUGAGGCACUGUGUUGCACCCCUGCUCUUCAGUGAGGAUGGCAUCUACACAUCCAUUGCUGAGCUGGGACACAAAGUGAUCCCGGCCAAUCCCAGCCACGUGGAAGCAGCUCUCCAAGAAUGCCUGCAGGCCGCCUUCCCUGAGCUAACCCUUAAGGGACGGAUGAAGACAAAUGAUAGUUGCAUAUUUGUGCAAGGAGUCACACUCGCAGGCAAUGCAAAGGUCUGCAUAGCCAAACAGCAGAGCCUGAAUGACAUCUUGCAGACGAAUACCACUGAGAGUGGCUGUGAAAGGUUUCAGGAGGUGAUCAAAAUAGUGGCUCUGUGUCAAGACAGGGAGUCCAUUGCCAAGCUGCAAAAGUCCAGCACCUGUGGAGUGCCUCCAUUGUAUGUAAUUGAAGAUGGGAAUUCACUCUUGACUUUCCUGCAGGAGAAAAGGAACAAGCUCACCCUAUCUGCUAUGAUAGGCAUUUUGAAAGACAUUGCAAGAGCUGUCUGGUCGUGUCACCAGAAAAAAGUUUUGCUUUGUAGCAUCACUCCAGCCAGCUUCAUCGUGGUCAGAGGUGAGCAGCAAGGAACAGGAGCACCUCAAGUCCGGGUCAAGCUGUCUGAUUUCCUCCAGGCCAGGCUGACUCCCCCCGAGGAUGAGAAAGACUAUUCAUCUAGUGACUACCUCUAUGAAACCAUCAAAUCUGUACAGCUCAGAGGAGACAGUGAGGAUCCACUGCCCAUAUACUUCAGUGCUCCCGAGUCCCUGCAGCAUCACCUCUUCUCGGUUUUCUCUGAUGCAUGGGCUACUGCUGCCACAUUUUAUUCUGUUCUCCUCUACGGUGGACAAACAUACUUUGAGCUCAGGCACUUGCCUGUGGCCAGAUUCAUAGGAGAGGUCUGUAGUGGGCACAGAGCACAAAGACCAGACUCAGUUCCUCUGAAACUGUGGGACAUAAUAGCCCCCAAUCUGGAGUACGAUGAGCCAAACCGUACAACUAUGGAGUCGCUGGUAGAGUGCAUGGAAAACUGUGGGAGUACCUUGGGGCAAGAUCUGGACAAGCUGCAUGAGGUCAUGAGUCAGUUCUCUCCCAUCCAUGAGGAAGACAUCAUAAGGGGCUACCUGGACAGCAGAGGCAACUUCAAGAAGAGUGUUUCAGCCAACAUACUUACAGAGACGUGUGAAGACAGUGUUAAGAUAAAGGAUGGCUGCUUGUGUGAGCUGGUGUCAUUCAGGAUGAACCAUAUGACCAAGAUGGCCCUUUGUGCACUAGAGCAUGAGAACGUACUACCAAUAAAGGAAAUCACACACUACUCCCCCGUGAAUACCUCUCUGAUCUCCCAGCCUCUCCAUGGUAAUCCACAGUCCCUAAUAGAAGUUGCUGCAGAUCUUGGCAUGGAUGACAACAAAGUUCUCACUUGCCUGGAGCAGGUUGCUUCUGCCAUGGCAUAUCUUCAUUUUAGGAGGGUUAUACACUGUGACCUGCAAUGCAGUUACAUUUACGUUAACUCUGGUCAGAGUUACCCAGAGAUGGUGGCAAAAGUUGGUCGCUGGGGAAGAGCAGUCUGUCUGCCCCAUCCAGGGACAGAUGAGAACCUCUUUGAGCCCUAUGUGCGCAAAGUUAUGCCAGCUGACUCAGCCAAAUGGGCUGCCCCAGAGGUAAGAAAUUAUGGGUUCUAUUCCCGAGCAUCAGACGUCUUUAGUUUUGGGAUUGUGAUGUGGGAAGUUUUAACGGCACACUUGAGCUAUCUGCACAUGUUCAAGCCACUGAAACCUUUCCACUUAUUGAACAGCAAGGAGGUUCUAAAAUUCACGGAGUUAAGAGAUUUCAGCUUUCCAAAGUUCUCCAGACUGACUGAAUGCAUGAAAUCCUGUUGGAAUCACAACCCUACCAGGAGACCGACAUUUUCUGCCAUACUUGACGUGAUCACAAAGGAAAAACAAGCAAUCAGGAACUCGGAGGCUGCCAUGCUUGCAGCAGCAUCUGAUAGCACUGACACAGAGGACUACGACUCUGUCUACUUCGAGAGUGAUGCCUCAGACGAGUACUCCAGCAGCCACAUUUACAGUGCGGUUGCAGACCCUGAUCUCCCACAGUGCACUGGUGACGCAUUGGACCCUCCUGAUCUCCCCCAUGUCCAGCUGCUAGAAGGGGAUGCUGUUUAUUUCUCCAAGCAAGACAGAUGGGGGCAGAUGGUCAAUGAGUUUGAGACAAAAAGAGGAAUAGAGAGGAGUCCAGCCCCUGUCAAGGAGACUGGGUGGUAUGGUGAUACUGGCAUUAUCUGGAACGAAAAAAAUAAACAUGGGAAAAGCGAGAAGUUGGACGUCUGCAAAUCCCAGCAUGGCCAGUGUCAGCCAGUAGAGGGCACUGGGAUCUCAUAACACUCGGAGCAGGCUAGCCCCACAAUCCCUGGUAGGACGGAAAAGUAACGGGACGUGCUCUCUCCUGCCUCCUCCUGUUUUCCUCAGAAAUGAUCAGACUUGUCAAGCAGCAGUUGUUCAUCUCUCAGAAUAACACGGUAUUGGUUAAUAUAGAGGAUCUCCUUUCUUUUCCUUUCCUUUUUCCUUUCCUUUUUCCUUCCCUUUCCCCUUCCCUUUCCCGUUCCCUUUCGCCUUCCCCCUUUCCCAUUCCCUUUCCCCUUUCCUUUUCCUUUUCCAUAGCAGAUUCUACCAGUCUUCCAAUGGACUGGUUAAUGAUGAUAUUAUUUCUAAACACUGUUCCAAACUGGUUCUCCAGCAGGAGCCUGCCACCCCCAUAAACUACCUCUGUGAUCAUGGUGCAAGGACUUUGCUUUUGCUAUACAUUAAUUUAAUUAAAAGUAACACAUAUUUAAUGUUAAAGUAUGAGUACAUGAACUUUGGAAUAAAGCUGGGUGGUUUUGUUUACUGAAACACCACUGUGAUAACAGUGUUUGUUUGCUUGCUUUCCAAAACUUACUGGAUUUGGAUGAAGAUAGGAAAACAAAAAAAUAGAUUGCUUUCUGUUGGAGCUACAGUUCUUCCCCUUCCUUCCUCUCAGCUGUCAUUAGGUGAAUUCAAGACCUUCCACACUGUAUAGCAGCAU